AGAAGAUGCAGCAGCAAUGCUCCGAGUUGGUUUGUGAGGGCGAGAGAGAGGAGAGAAGGAGGUAGAGAAAUCGAGAAAGAAAAGAUGCAAAACCCAUUUUAGCCCCAGUUGGUUCUUCUAAUUCCUCAACCUCAUCUCUCUCUCUCUCUCUCUCUCGCUUACGCACAAAUUUUCUUAUCCCUCUUAAAUCCAUUUUUACCACCUUUGGUUGCAUACUUCAAUUUCAUACAUGAAGAUUUUGUUUUGAUCAGCCGAUUUGGUGGUGCUGAUUGUGGGUUUUCUUUUUCAUCUUCCUCACAAUACACCCCUCCUUUUGUUUUAUUUGCCUCUUCAAGAACCCAUAUGAGGAGAGGAAGAGGAGCCGCAGUCGCCGCCGCCGCAGCUAAACAAGUUGUGGAACCAAAUGGAUCUGCUCCUCAAAGUAUCAUAAAUGGAAAAGAGGCCAGAUACAGAGGAGUCCGGAAAAGACCAUGGGGCAGAUUCGCUGCCGAGAUCAGAGAUCCCUGGAAAAAAACGAGGGUCUGGCUUGGCACCUUCGACUCCGCGGAGGAAGCCGCCCGUGCCUACGACGCUGCUGCCCGAUCCCUUCGUGGACCCAAGGCCAAAACUAAUUUUCUCAUUUCCGACUCUCAUUUAUCUCCUUUCAUUUAUGAAAAUCCCCCUGACCAUUUCAUGGAUCACAGAUUAUACACAGCAAAUGGGUUUCACGAAAAUCACGUAAAUCCCCAGAGACCUACAUCCAGCAGUCAGAGCAGUACGGUGGAGUCUUUCAGCGGUCCCAGGCCGCCGCCCCAGCUGACAACAGCAACGGCAACAAAAAAAUCUGGGGUUUUGUUGGCAGCGACAGCACCGAGGAAAAACCAUCGCCGCUGUACCCCACCGAUGGUGCCGGAAGAUUGUCACAGCGAUUGUGAUUCUUCGUCUUCAGUGGUUGACGAUAGAGAAAUUGCUUCAUCACCGUCCUUGAGCUGCAGAAAGCCCUUACCUUUCGAUCUGAAUUUUCCACCGUUGGAUCAGGUUGACUUUUUUAUUGAUGAUCUCAAGUGUACUGAUCUAUGCCUUUGAUGAUGAUGAUGAUGAUGACAAAAGAAAAAAAAAUAUAUUUUGAAA
Messenger RNA from Hevea brasiliensis (rubber tree), 1110 nucleotides. RefSeq names its product ethylene-responsive transcription factor 3. NCBI's taxonomy places the organism in Eukaryota, Viridiplantae, Streptophyta, Magnoliopsida, Malpighiales, Euphorbiaceae. The coding region runs from base 343 to 1065 and encodes 240 amino acids. Gene Ontology annotation, molecular function: DNA binding; DNA-binding transcription factor activity. The record is from RefSeq and is a predicted model, not a curated record. Gene Ontology annotation, biological process: regulation of DNA-templated transcription. The transcript has a single exon.